GAUGAUAAAAAGCGUGAUUCGGGGGAGACGUGAGGAGCGUGUGGGGUCAAAACUGCCCUUUUAGAUUGAAAGAAUGCACCGCCUCAAAAGAAAACAAAAUAAAUAAAAAAGGGUUUGCGUUGUUGUUAGGCUGAACCCUCUCUCUCUCUCUCAGUCAAAGAAAGGAAUAACAGUUAGGAAGGAGGAGAACAUGGGGAACAAAUUGCAUGUGAUAGUUCUCUGUUUGUUGGUGUCAACACUUUUGAUUUCUGCAGUAUCAAUUGCAGCAUCCAGCAGUGAUGGAUUGCGAAGGAUUGCACUCAAAAAGAUUCAAUUGGACCGUAACAACAAGCUUGCUGCUGCUGCUGCUGCUGCUGCUGGAGGAAGGAGAACCAAAGAUACUGAUUCAUUGCAAUCUUCCAUUAGAAAGUAUAACCUUGCUAACAAUUAUCAAGAAACUGAUAUUGUUGCUUUGAAGAAUUACUUAGAUGCUCAAUACUAUGGUGAAAUAUCCAUUGGUACCUCUCCUCAGAAGUUCACUGUCAUUUUCGAUACUGGCAGCUCUAAUUUAUGGGUUCCGUCCUCUAAAUGUACCUUCUCGGUUGCAUGCUACUUCCACGCCAAGUACAAGUCCACCAAAUCAACUACUUAUAGGAAAAAUGGAACUGCUGCUGCAAUUCAAUAUGGUACCGGAGCAAUUUCUGGUUUCUUUAGCUAUGACAGUGUCAAAGUUGGUGACAUAGUUGUAAAGAACCAGGAGUUUAUUGAAGCAACUAAGGAGCCUGGUGUUACCUUUUUGGUGGCCAAGUUUGAUGGUAUAUUGGGACUUGGAUUUCAAGAGAUAUCAGUUGGAAAUGCUGUUCCAGUGUGGUAUAAUAUGGUUGAACAAGGUCUUAUCCAGGAACCAGUAUUUUCAUUUUGGCUCAACCGUAAACCAGAGGAAGAAGAAGGGGGUGAGAUUGUUUUCGGUGGUGUUGAUCCUGCUCACUACAAGGGAAAUCACACUUAUGUGCCUGUGAAAAGAAAAGGAUAUUGGCAGUUUGAUAUGGGAGAUGUAACUAUUGAUGGUAAAUCCACUGGAUAUUGCGUUGAUGGCUGUUCGGCAAUUGCUGAUUCGGGGACAUCUUUGUUGGCAGGUCCAACGACUGUAAUUACCAUGAUAAAUCAUGCAAUUGGAGCAUCAGGAGUUGUAAGCAAAGAGUGCAAGACCAUUGUUGCAGAGUAUGGACAAACAAUAUUGAACUUACUUUUAGCUGAAGCUCAACCAAAGAAGAUCUGUUCCGAAAUUGGAUUAUGCACUUUUGAUGGCACUCAUGGUGUUGAUUUGGCUAUUGAGAGUGUAGUGGAUGGGAAUGAAAGGAAAUCAUCUAGUGGUCUUCAUGGUGCUUCUUGUUCUGCUUGUGAGAUGGCAGUUGUUUGGAUGCAGAACCAGCUGAGGCAGAAUAAGACCCAAGAUCAGAUACUAACCUAUAUCAAUAAUCUUUGUGAUAAAAUGCCCAGCCCAAUGGGAGAAUCAUCUGUUGACUGUGAGAAUAUAUCUUCGUUGCCUGUAAUUUCCUUCACAAUUGGUGGAAGAACUUUCGACCUUGCCCCAGAGGAGUACAUAAAGGUGGGUGAAGGUCCUGCGGCUCAGUGCAUUAGCGGCUUUGUUGCUAUAGAUGUUCCUCCUCCACGUGGUCCUAUCUGGAUCCUUGGAGAUAUCUUCAUGGGCCGUUACCACACAGUCUUUGAUUUUGGAAAAUCAAGAGUCGGAUUUGCUGAAGCAGCUUAGAAAAUGCUCUUGUCUGAAAGUCCACUCUUAUUUGCCAUCUACCUGUGUAUGCUGGCAAUCAUAAUAUACUCUAAACUAUGUAUAUAUACUAAUUAAGUGUUUGUCCCUCACACUUUUAAUGACUAAUUUGCUUAACAGAUUUAUGUGGGACUACGGCCAUAUUGGAUCCA
Molecule: messenger RNA, 1920 nt
Organism: Medicago truncatula (barrel medic)
Lineage: Eukaryota; Viridiplantae; Streptophyta; Magnoliopsida; Fabales; Fabaceae
Product: aspartic proteinase
Exons: 14
Coding region: 191-1750 (519 amino acids)
Biological process (GO): lipid metabolic process; proteolysis
Molecular function (GO): aspartic-type endopeptidase activity
Source: RefSeq, a predicted model, not a curated record